AUGGAAGGGCCAGGAGAUAUGCGUCGGAUGCCCCGAGGGGAGAGAUGUCCUGAAUGCGGUAGCCAGAGAUGGUACCUGCAAGACGGACUGAGGUUUUGCUCUCGGGGCCAUCAGAUCGAGGGGUUCAUCCAAUUCGAUCUUGGUGACAUUGAAGACUCGGGGAAAAUGGGAGCCGUGUCUCGGCGCGAGAAAGCCCCCAGAGCCAGGGGAAAGAGGGCGCCGAUGCUCACUGGCCAGGCGGGCCGAGAUCUCUACUUGGAGGCUCUCCAGUUGGUGAUCAGGAGCCAGGUAGCAUGGCUCAUCAACGAAAAGGGCCACAGGGAAGAGUUGGAGACUGUCGUUCGCGAUCUCUGGGACCUGCGCAUCAGAGGGUCCAACUCUGGCAUCGCCGAUGACGCUCAAGGAGACGACGAAGACUUGGCAAUCUUUAGCUCUGAGCCCUCACAAAAUGCAUCUUCAAGAGAAAGGCAUCCGACGGCCAGGAAGCAGAGCUGGGAUCCCGAACUGGGCUUGCGAUGGCCGUUGCCGCGUGUUCCCGACACACUAGCAAUCUGCUACCUGGGCUGCAUCCUCUUGAGGAUACCGACUCAUCUCGGAGAGGUCAUUCGUUGGGCCAACAGCGGGAGCAUUCCGUACAAGAAAUGCUAUUAUAACCUGCCCCAGGAAAUGAGGGAUCGAAUGCCUGCCGCGUACAUAAGAGUCUUGAAGAUGCCCUUCCGCACCACGACCAAAGGUGGUGAGUUACACAGGUCUGUCAUGGACUUGGUACUCUCAUAUGACUUCAACUAUGGCCUGGUCUUUCCGGAGAUUAAUCACAUUCCGGAGCUGGUACAAUUUGCAAAGGAGCUUGCGCUGCCCAUUGAUUCUAUCAUAGUGGCUCGAAAACUGGCGUCAAUCUUGGGCUAUCAAUUUCACUUUCCGACUGAACGGUCCUCAAAUCCCCGGCUGGAUUAUCCAGAGAUACGACUCAUGGCUCUGCUCAUCGUAGCUACCAAGUUGUAUUUUCCCUUUCCUGAAAACUCCUCGCUAUCUCGCGUUCGGAGUACAAGUUCCUUUGAAAUGCCUACACUUGACUGGGAACGAUGGCGGCAAGGCAAAAGAAACUUGCCAACACAACACGAGAAGAGGACUACCAAGUUCGACUUUGACAAGGUCACCCCCAGCCAGGUGGUAGCCAUGGCAGAUGACGAGCUGGACGCGUACUUUGCUCAUGUUUCCAGUCUCAUUGACAGCACCAGUGAGCUUCAAUGCAACGUGAUCCUGCGUCUGAGUACAAAGGCUAACUCACAACAUCUAGACGACAACCCAAUCACGAAGUUCUUUCCAGUCGAAGAACUACCAGCAAGCACAACCCAAGUGGAGGAUGUUUCUGCAAAGGACUUGGAUGACGCCGUCAAGAACCUCCUGAGCCAGACCCUCGAAUACAAUCUGCCCGAUGCAGUUGAAGGGGCCGAAUUCAAGCCAUCAGCUAUGCCGAGAUAUGAAGCAUUCCGUAGAAUUGAGCAUCUCUCUGAGACUGCCAAGGAGCUAUACACAGCGGCAGGUAAGUAUACACUCGGCACAGAUUACCACAUCACUUAUACACUGGACAGCCAGCUGACAUUCCAUCCUGAAGGCUUAGUGGUAGGGGCCUCUCUUGAGACCAUGACGGACGCCGUUUACAGGAUUGAGCGGGCCAUGGUGGUAUGGCAAAGCAAGCAGUUGGGCACAGGAAGCCACUAUUAG
This is a messenger RNA of Trichoderma citrinoviride, 1725 nucleotides long. RefSeq lists its product as hypothetical. Lineage: Eukaryota; Fungi; Ascomycota; Sordariomycetes; Hypocreales; Hypocreaceae. The record is from RefSeq and is a predicted model, not a curated record. The transcript has 4 exons. Gene Ontology annotation, cellular component: RNA polymerase transcription factor SL1 complex; RNA polymerase I core factor complex. The coding region runs from base 1 to 1725 and encodes 574 amino acids. Gene Ontology annotation, molecular function: RNA polymerase I core promoter sequence-specific DNA binding. Gene Ontology annotation, biological process: nucleolar large rRNA transcription by RNA polymerase I; RNA polymerase I preinitiation complex assembly.